Molecule: messenger RNA, 1314 nt
Organism: Lutzomyia longipalpis
Lineage: Eukaryota; Metazoa; Arthropoda; Insecta; Diptera; Psychodidae
Gene: ttm50
Product: mitochondrial import inner membrane translocase subunit TIM50-C
Exons: 3
Coding region: 82-1248 (388 amino acids)
Molecular function (GO): phosphoprotein phosphatase activity
Source: RefSeq, a predicted model, not a curated record
AAAAAGCGCCCUCUGUGUGUGGUUGAGGAAGUAAAAACUGCAGCUGAGUGAAAUUUUUCUUGUGCAAAAUUUGUAUUUAUUAUGGCUCAAAGAUGUAUUUUAUCACUCUCACGGCAUUUACAAUUAAGUAGAUUAGCAGCACCGGCUUAUCAAACGACUGGUCUCUUUAAAUCACGCCAAUUUGCCAGAAAUAUCACCGUUCAAACACGAAACUAUGCUGCCGAAGUGAACAAAUCAAAUCAGGAAGGACAACAGUCAGGAGGGCCACAAUUGCUGAGCAAACUCUUUCCUGCAACAGCUGUUCCGGAAAAGAAUCAGCAGGAAUUGGAGCAGGAGCAGAAAAAGCAGGAGGAGGAAAAGAAGAAGGAGAAGGAAAAGUCAUGGAAGCACAUGAAGAUUGGAUUUAUUGUAUUUGGAACAUCAGCUGGGAUGCUCGGGGUUUGGGGUAUAUACGACCUUGGGGCACCGGAGAGAGAUCCCAGUGGGAAGGAGAUUGAAGAUGAAUUCAGCAAAAUGCCAAUGGUGCAGCAGUACUUCCGGAGAAUGUGGAAAAAUCUCACAUACUACCAGAAGAUGAUUCAGGAGCCAUCGCGCGAGAAGCUGCUGCCGGAUCCUGUGAAACCACCGUACAUCCAACCACCAUAUACGCUUGUUCUGGAAAUGAAAGAUGUUCUCGUGCAUCCAGAUUGGACAUACCAAACGGGGUGGAGAUUCAAGAAGCGUCCUGGUGUGGAUAACUUCCUGGAACAGCUGGCACGACACUUUGAAAUUGUUGUCUACACCGCAGAUCAGGGUAUGACAGUCUUCCCCAUUCUCGAUGCUCUGGAUCCCAAUGGGUACAUUAUGUAUCGAUUAGUGAGGGAUGCCACGCACUUUGUGGAUGGGCAUCAUGUAAAAAAUUUAGAUAAUCUCAAUAGAGAUUUGGCCAAGGUGAUUGUCAUUGAUUGGGAUCCGAAUUCAACGAAACUUCAUCCGGAAAAUACAUUUAACAUCAGCAGAUGGACAGGAAAUGACGAUGAUGCGACUCUCUUUGAUCUCGUUGCCUUCCUCAAGACAAUCGCCAUUUCGGAUGUAGAUGAUGUCCGGGAAGUUUUGCAAUACUACAGACAAUUUGAUAAUCCUCUGGGGCAAUUUAGGGAGAAUCAGAAAAAGUUCUACGAAGAGCAACAAGAGAAGGAACGUGAGGAGUCUGUUAAACCCGUAGCACCAGUGAAGAAGUGGACACCGAGUUUUCUCGCCAGUAAGUAGCUUCAAGAUUUCCAUAUUCCUCGCAUUUGAGACAGAAAGCAAAUAAAAUGAGAAAAAAGCUAAAAA